UUCUUUGGGAGAGUGCGGGUAAGGGGAGGGUGAAAAAGGGCUGCGCCCCUUCCUUGCGUGGACGGACGGGCGGUUUCAGCCGGCUGCUGAGGUCGCUGAGGGCCCGAAGGCGAUGUUUUCCCUGUCGAGCACGGUGCAGCCCCAGGUUACAGUUCCUUUGAGUCAUCUCAUCAAUGCCUUCCAUUCUCCAAAAAGCACAUCAUCUUCUGUCAGUGCAUCAGUUUCUCAAAACCAGCAUCGAGAUGUGAUUCCUGAACAUGAGGCUCCCAGCAAUGAGCCUGUGCUUAACUUAAGGGACCUUGGAUUAUCUGAAUUAAAAAUUGGACAGAUUGAUCAAUUGGUAGACAGUCUACUUCCUGGAAUUUGUAAAGGCAAAAACAUUUCUUCCCAUUGGCAUACAUCUCAUGUCUCUGCACAGUCCUUCUUUGAAAAUAAAUAUGGUUAUAUCGAUGUAUUUAGUACUUUACGUUCCUCUUGCUUGUACAGACAACAUUCAAGAACUCUGAAGAGCAUUUGUUCAGAUCUUCAGUACUGGCCAGUUUUCAUACAGUCUCGGAGUUUUAAAACGUUAAAAUCAAGGACACGACGUCUGCAGUCCACCUCUGAAAGAUUAGCAGAAACACAGUAUAUAGCACCAUCAUUUGUGAAGGGAUUUCUUUUGCGGGACAGGGGAUCAGAUGUUGAGACUUUGGACAAACUCAUGAAAACCAAAAACAUACCUGAAGCUCACCAAGAUGCAUUUAAAACUGGUUUUGCAGAGGGUUUUCUGAAAGCUCAAGCACUAACACAAAAAACCAAUGAUUCUCUAAGACGAACUCGUCUGAUUCUCUUUGUUCUGCUGCUAUUAGGCAUUUAUGGACUUUUAAAAAACCCAUUUUUAUCUGUCCGCUUCCGGACAACAACGGGGCUUGAUUCUGCAGUAGAUCCUGUCCAGAUGAAAAAUGUCACCUUUGAGCAUGUUAAAGGAGUGGAGGAAGCUAAACAAGAGUUACAGGAAGUUGUGGAAUUCUUGAAAAAUCCACAAAAAUUUACUGUGCUUGGAGGCAAACUUCCAAAAGGAAUUCUUUUAGUUGGACCACCAGGAACAGGAAAAACCCUUCUUGCCCGGGCUGUAGCUGGAGAAGCUGAUGUUCCUUUUUAUUAUGCUUCUGGAUCAGAAUUUGAUGAGAUGUUUGUGGGUGUGGGAGCCAGCCGCAUAAGAAAUCUUUUUAGGGAAGCAAAAGCGAAUGCUCCUUGUGUUAUAUUCAUCGAUGAAUUAGAUUCUGUUGGUGGGAAGCGAAUUGAAUCUCCAAUGCAUCCAUAUUCAAGGCAGACUAUAAAUCAACUUCUUGCUGAAAUGGAUGGUUUUAAACCCAAUGAAGGAGUUAUCAUCAUUGGAGCCACAAACUUCCCAGAGGCAUUAGAUAAUGCCUUAAUUCGUCCUGGUCGUUUUGACAUGCAGGUUACAGUUCCAAGGCCAGAUGUAAGAGGUCGAACAGAAAUUUUGAAAUGGUAUCUCAAUAAAAUAAAGUUUGAUCAGUCUGUUGAUCCAGAAAUCAUAGCUCGAGGUACUGUUGGCUUCUCUGGAGCAGAGUUGGAGAAUCUUGUGAACCAAGCUGCUUUAAAGGCAGCUGUUGAUGGAAAAGAAAUGGUUACCAUGAAAGAACUUGAGUUUUCCAAAGAUAAAAUUUUAAUGGGGCCUGAACGUAGAAGUGUGGAAAUCGAUAACAAAAACAAAACCAUCACUGCAUAUCAUGAAUCUGGCCAUGCUAUUAUUGCAUAUUACACUAAAGAUGCAAUGCCUAUCAACAAAGCUACAAUCAUGCCUCGAGGGCCAACACUUGGACAUGUUUCCCUGUUGCCUGAGAAUGACAGGUGGAAUGAAACCAGAGCUCAGCUGCUUGCACAAAUGGAUGUUAGUAUGGGAGGAAGAGUGGCAGAGGAGCUUAUAUUUGGAACUGACCAUAUAACAACAGGUGCUUCCAGUGAUUUCGAUAAUGCAACUAAAAUAGCAAAGUGGAUGGUUACCAAAUUUGGAAUGAGUGAAAAGCUUGGAGUUAUGACCUACAGUGAUACGGGGAAACUAAGUCCAGAAACGCAAUCAGCUAUUGAACAAGAAAUCAGAAUCCUUCUGAAGGACUCAUAUGAACGAGCAAAACAUAUCUUGAAGACUCAUGCAAAAGAGCAUAAGAAUCUAGCAGAAGCUUUAUUGACCUAUGAGACUUUGGAUGCCAAAGAGAUUCAAAUUGUUCUUGAGGGGAAGAAAUUGGAAUUGAGGUGAUCUCUCUUGAAGUGGGUCCGUUGCUGGUUUUAUUGCAAGAAUAUAAGUAGCAUUGCAAUACUCUCCUUUUGCAACACUUCUCUCCCAUUUUUGACCUGGUAUCACUCAAGUGUGUGAAACACUUUAUCAACCUUUUGUCACAUUUAUCUACUUUUGGUUAUUCUCAUGAUGACACCUAUUGCAAAUUAGCAAUCCAAAACAACUAUGUUAAAGAAAAUAAAGAACUAUCAGUAUUGAAACAGCUUGUUUGAGAAAUGCCCAUCAGUUAUUAAGUUGCACAUAAAUAAUGAUUUUAUGCUGGGUUACUCUACUAGAUGUGAAUAAAAUUGUGCCUUGAGCUCCUUGGAAGUCUUUUUACUUAGAAAAAAUGAAAUUGUUGAAGAAUUGUCCUCAUUUCUAGGUAGUACCAUUGAUCUUUGAUAAAGAAAUGAUGCUGUUUGGCUGCUGGUACACCAUAUUUCUACAUACAUCUGUGGAAACUUCAUUAAGAUACACUUAAUUAUGCUCCAGAUUGUCCACAUAUAAAAUUGUGUUUUAAAAAAAAUCUUAAAAAUAGUGAAUUGUAAGUGUAAAGGUACAAUCAGAAUUAAGUGAUUAUAAACUUUUAAAAAUGUA
Messenger RNA from Myotis brandtii (Brandt's bat), 2875 nucleotides. RefSeq names its product YME1-like 1 ATPase (gene YME1L1). The transcript has 19 exons. The coding region runs from base 113 to 2260 and encodes 715 amino acids. Gene Ontology annotation, biological process: mitochondrion organization; protein quality control for misfolded or incompletely synthesized proteins. Gene Ontology annotation, cellular component: mitochondrial inner membrane. The record is from RefSeq and is a predicted model, not a curated record. Gene Ontology annotation, molecular function: ATP hydrolysis activity; ATP binding; metalloendopeptidase activity. Lineage: Eukaryota; Metazoa; Chordata; Mammalia; Chiroptera; Vespertilionidae.